Phalaenopsis equestris is the source of this 852-nucleotide messenger RNA. Its product is annotated as ER membrane protein complex subunit 8/9 homolog. The record is from RefSeq and is a predicted model, not a curated record. Gene Ontology annotation, cellular component: EMC complex. The transcript has 5 exons. Bases 98 to 721 code for a protein of 207 amino acids. Lineage: Eukaryota; Viridiplantae; Streptophyta; Magnoliopsida; Asparagales; Orchidaceae.
GGUGUUGGAAUUGGAAAAUCGAACAGGAAAUCAAAAUCGUUCCUUCUUCGUUUAGUUUUCGAGGGAGGGCCGUCGCACGGGAGUGUGAACGAACGAGAUGGCGGACUGCAGAUACCAGAUUUCGCAGUGCGCAUACAUAAAGCUUGUCCUUCACGCUCUGAAGCACGCCUCCUCUUCAGUCAACGGUCUACUCGUCGGCCGGCUUGUAGAAGGUGGCGGAGGCGGCGGAUCUCCCACCGUGCAGAUCUCUGAUUCUGUCCCUCUAUUCCACUCACAGAUCGGCAUCCUUCCUUACCUUGAGCUUGCCCUGAUCCAGGUCGAGGAGCACUUUGCGUCUGAUGGAUUGGGUGUUGUUGGGUACUACCACGCCAACGAGAGGCAGGAUGAUACCGAGCUUAGUGGUGCCGCCAAGAAGAUUAGCGACCACAUCUUUCGAUACUUCCCGCAGGCGGCCUUGCUUUUGUUAGACAGUAAAAAGCUGGAAGGAUUGCCUAAAGGGAAGGGACGCGAUCCUGUGUUGCAGUUGUUUACGAGGGAUUCCUCGAAAAGUUGGCGGUCUGCUGGAUCUGGAGGAAGCUCUCUGCUGACCACCAAAGAAACUUCAGCCAAUAUAGUUUUAUUGGACUAUAUAUCUACUGAGAAGUGGAAUGAAGUCGUGGACUUUGAUGAUCAUCUUGAUGACAUUAGCAAGGACUGGCUGAAUCCCAAUCUCUUCAAGUAGGCUUAUGGUUAUGUCUGGAACCCUCUGGUGAUCUUCUUUUAUCGAAUUGCUUCUAUGUUGGACGGUUGUAUUCUGAAUAGUAAAGUGAUUAUAAGUUGCAGCUAAUAAGAUUUUAUUUUGAUUUAUUUUCC